Molecule: messenger RNA, 741 nt
Organism: Paramecium sonneborni
Lineage: Eukaryota; Ciliophora; Oligohymenophorea; Peniculida; Parameciidae
Source: the annotation of a GenBank genome assembly
AUGAAUUAAUUAAAUUCUGAUCUUAAAUCUUAAAUCAUUGAGUAUUUUGAUGAAUUGCAAAACAAACUCAAUCAAAUUGGCUAUUCUGAUAUACGUGUUAUAUUACCAGAUGAUGUCUCUGUUGCAUUUAAAUAUAUCACUCGCAUUCUAGAUUAAUUUAUUGAGUAAAAUCCUUAUGUACAUUAAGAUUAAAUCAAGAAAUUACUGAAUAAUAUGACUUAUUAGAACAAUCCUUAUAAAAAAUAGAGUCCGAAAAGCGACAUCAUAUUCAUGUUCAUUUUUUUCAUUUAUUUUAGGUAGAACAAAGGUUGAAGAUACAUUGUGAUUAAUUAUAAGAGAGUAUUACUAUGUAAGAUGAACAAAAUAAAAUACUUUAAAUGAAAAUGGAAGUAUUUAUUUAUAUAAAUCCAAGCUUUAAGAAAGAUAAAUUGUAUAACUUAAAAAAGAAAUUGAUGUUGCGUCAAGAAGACGAAUAGAAACUGAAAAGAGUGUGACUGAUAUUCAAUCAAGAGUAAGUAUAUCAUCUUAAGUAAGCAAUUUUUAAUGAUAAAUGGAAUACCUUCACAUUCAACAAUCAAGUAAAUCAUCAAACCAAAAACUCGAAUAUAAACAGAAUCUAUUGAUAUCAAUAAAAUAAGAUCCAUCUCCUCUUUAGAUUAUAAUAACUUUUCUAUUUUGAUUAGGAGAAAUGAUUAAAGAAAUAAGAGGUCAUCUACUAUUUAAAUUAAUAAAAAAAAGUGA